AAAAAUCCCCAAAAAAUAACUUUCCCCGCCAUUUGCAUCCUCCGUUUCUCUCCCAAAUUCUCUCUUUCUAGGGCUCACAACUCUCUCUGCAACUGACAAAACCCUAAUUCUUCUCUAAUUACCCCAUGCUUCCGCAUUUUUACAUUAUUACCACUUCCAAUCUACUCUACAUCACUCUAUGUUCAUGCUUUCACUGUGCCAAUUGUUAACUCACCGGUUUAUCAAUCGAUGAGCAAUUCAAAUUCACAUACUACCGGCUCCGGUGUCUGGGGCAUAGGGCUUUCGAACACUAUUCACUCGGAGGUUGCGCCUUGCUUGCCGUUGCCGUCGCUUCCGGUGUUUUGUGGCGCAUCGGAUCCAAACCUUCGGUUGUUCGAUGAAGCUACUGCUUGGUCUUUGAAUCGAAGUGAAAUUCUCUCUCAGUCUGUUCGUAUCGCUGAUCUGCUUCGAGAAACUGACGUUUCGUAUCUGAACCUUAGACACGAGACAAGGCCAUGUCCAUCUGAAUUUGUGGAGCCUUUAGAGCUUUAUGACCAGGUUCUCCAAUGUAAUCCCCAAGCAUUCGAACAUGGAACUCCUCUCCAAUGUAAUCCUGAAGCAUUUGAGCAUGUAACUCCUCUCCAAUGUAAUCCUGAAGCAUUCGAGCAUGUAACUCCUGGUAAACAAAGUAAGAAGCAAACUUCUGAAAAUACAGUGUUUGAAAGCAAGCCCAUUGGGUCAAGUGUACCUGUGUUCAAGCAAGGUCAUAGAGAGUAUGAUGGAACUCAAGAUCACCAGCUGAACUCCAUUCACCAACUCAACUCCAUUCCUAAUGACAUUGCAUCAUCUUCAAAAAAGCCAAAAGUCAAGAAGAAGGUUACUGAUGACAUACCACCAGUGGUCCAGCCAGAUCCUGCUGAGUUUCAAGAUGCCAUCAUUGGAAGCUUCUGUGAUAUGCUAGAAGACUUCUAUGGUAGAUCUGAGAUUAUGAGUGAUGAACGGGAUGAAGCAGAGUGGUUGUCAGUGCCUGUUGCAGAACUUAGGAUUCUUGUAAAUGAAAUAAUGUCCAUACGUGCAAAAAGGCUUCUACAUUUGGUUCCUGUAGAUAUUCUAGUGAGGCUCUUACGAGUUCUCGAUCAUCAGAUACACCGAGCUGAAGGUUUGUCUGUUGAUGAAUGUGAUCAUCCAGAUUCAGAUGCAAUCUCCUUGGUCUUUUGUGCCCUGGAAUCCAUUCAUGCAGCUCUGGCUGUAAUGGCUCAUAAUAACAUGCCGAAGCAACUAUAUAAAGAAGAGAACAUUGAAAGAAUUCUGGAGUUUUCUAAACACCAAAUAAUGGAUGUCAUCUCAGCUUAUGAUCCAGCAUAUCGUGCUUUGCAUAAGUCAAAUGACAAUGGAGCACCUGAAUUUGAUGAAGAUGAAGAUCUUGAGACUGACUAUGGUUCAGCAAGCAAGAGAAGGCGUAGUCAAAAGAGUGUAAAAAUGAAGAAAUCAACAUCAAACAAGGUCUCUGGCGCUAUAAAUACUAUACUACAGAAACUGUGCACUGUUCUUGGUUUACUGAAAGAUUUGUUGUUAAUUGAGAGGUUAUCUGAUAGUUGCAUUCUACAACUGGUGAAGACAAGCUUCACAACAUUUUUGGUGGAUAAUAUUCAACUCUUGCAAUUGAAGGCAAUUGGUUUAAUUAGCGGGAUAUUCUAUAAAUAUACACAGCACCGAACAUAUAUUUUAGAUGAAAUAGUUCAACUUCUCUGGAAGUUACCAGUUUCAAAGCGAGCACUGAGAUCCUACCACCUGCCUGAUGAAGAACAGAGGCAGAUUCAGAUGAUUACUGCUUUGUUGAUUCAAUUGGUACACAGCAGUGCAAAUCUUCCUGAUGCUUUGAGAGAAGCAUCGAGUGGCAAUUCCAUCUUAGAGAUCUCUUUGGAUGCUAGUUAUCCACCCAAAUGCCACGAAGCUGUCACGGAGACGUGCUGUCUUUUCUGGACCAGAGUUCUUCAGCGCUUCACAACAGUAAAAAAUCAGGAUGCUUCUGAACUAAAAGUGAUGAUGGAAAAUCUUGUUACAGAUCUACUGACAACUCUGAAUUUACCUGAAUACCCUGCUUCAGCUCCUAUUCUGGAGGUUCUUUGUGUAUUGCUGCUCCAGAAUGCUGGGCUGAAAUCCAAGGACACUUCUGCACGUUCCAUGGCCAUUGAUCUUCUUGGUACCAUUGCAGCAAGGUUGAAGCAAGAUGCUGUCAUUUGCAGCAAGAACACAUUUUGGGUAUUAGUAGAAUUGAAUUCUGGUGAUAAUAUCAAUCAGAGUUAUCCAGAAGACAUCUGUUUUGUUUGCUUAGAUGGAAGACUUGAUAAAACACUGUUUAUGUGUCAAGGAUGUCGCAGAUUUUUUCAUGCAGAUUGCAUGGGAGUAAGAGAACAUGAAGCUCCUAAUCGGAGUUGGCAAUGCCAGAUUUGUGUUAGCAAGAAGCAACUUGUUGUGUUACAAUCAUACUGCAAAUCACAGAGUAAGGAUGAAGGGAAAAAGAAUAGUAUUCAUUCAGAAAAGAAUUCUAAAGCUUGUGAUCCCAUUACAAAAGUUGAAAUUGUUCAACAGUUGCUAUUGAAUCACCUGCAAGAUUCUGUAUCUGCUGAUGAUGUGCACCUUUUUGUUCGAUGGUUUUAUCUGUGCUUAUGGUACAAGGAUGAUCCUAAGUCACAACAGAAGUUGUUUUACUACCUUACUAGACUCAAAUCAAAUCUUGUUGUGCGUGAUUCUGGGACUACCCAUUCUAUGUUGAUGAGGGAUUCAGUGAAGAAGAUUACUUUGGCACUAGGGCAAAAUAGUUCUUUCUGUAGGGGGUUUGAUAAGAUUCUUCAUAUGCUUCUGGCAAGUUUAAGGGAGAACUCCCCUGUAAUUAGGGCCAAGGCAUUACGAGCAGUCAGUAUUAUUGUAGAAGCUGACCCGGAGGUGUUACGUGACAAACGUGUACAAUUGGCUGUUGAAGGAAGAUUUUGUGACUCUGCGAUAUCUGUAAGAGAAGCAGCACUGGAACUUGUUGGUAGGCAUAUUGCAUCACAUCCUGAUGUCGGGCUGCAGUAUUUUGAGAAAGUUGCUGAGAGGAUAAAAGAUACAGGAGUGAGUGUUCGUAAACGAGCUAUCAAAAUUAUCCGAGAUAUGUGCACUGCAAAUGCUAACUUCUCUGAAUAUACAACUGCUUGUAUUGAAAUCAUUUCUCGUGUUAGCGAUGAUGAGUCAAGCAUUCAGGAUCUGGUCUGCAAGACAUUUUAUGAGUUCUGGUUUGAGGAAUCAUCUGGUUUGCAGACACAAUAUUUUGGAGAUGGAAGUUCUGUACCUUUGGAGGUGGCCAAGAAGACUGAGCAAAUCGUUGAGAUGUUGAGGAGGAUGCCAAGUCAUCAGCUUCUUGUCACUGUCAUUAAGCGCAACCUAGCCCUUGAUUUUUUCCCCCAAUCAGCUAAAGCUGUUGGGAUCAAUCCUGUGUCGCUUGCAUCAGUUCGUAACCGUUGUGAGUUAAUGUGCAAGUGCUUACUAGAGAGGAUUUUGCAGGUAGAGGAAAUGAACAGCGAGGAAGUAGAGGUCCGAACGCUGCCUUAUGUGAUGGCAUUGCAUGCAUUUUGUGUCGUGGAUGCUACACUUUGUGCACCGGCUUCUGAUCCUUCACAGUUUGUAGUCACUCUACAGCCAUAUCUCAAGACUCAGGUUGACAACCGAGCAGUUGCGCAGUUGCUGGAAAGUAUAAUCUUUAUAAUUGAUUCUGUUCUCCCCCUAAUCCGAAAGUUGUCUCCGGUUGUUGUUGAAGAGCUUGAACAAGAUUUGAAGCACAUGAUUGUUCGGCAUUCAUUUUUAACAGUUGUCCAUGCUUGCAUCAAGUGUCUUUGCUCUUUGAGUAGAGUAGCAGGAAAGGGUGCUGCUGUUGUUGAAUAUCUUAUUCAGGUGUUCUUCAAACGUCUGGAUGCUCCGGGAAAUGAUAACAAGCAGCUGGUUUGCCGCUCUCUAUUUUGUCUUGGUUUGCUUAUUCGCUAUGGGAAUUCUUUGCUGAACACCAUUGGUAACAAAACGAUUGAUGUAAGCUACCUUGGGUUGUUCAAAAAGUAUCUUCGAAUGGAAGAUUUUGGUGUAAAAGUCAGAUCUCUGCAGGCAUUAGGUUUUGUUCUAAUUGCUAGGCCUGAAUUUAUGCUGGAGAAGGACAUUGGGAAAAUAUUAGAGGCAACUUUAUCUUCUGGUUCUGAUGUUCGUCUUAAGAUACAAGCAUUGCAAAACAUGUAUGAAUAUCUUCUUGAUGCUGAAAGCCAAAUGGGGACAGAUAAAGCCGGUAAUAAUCAAAGUCAUUAUCCUGUAGAGCAGGGAAACAGUGUUCCUGUUGCUGCAGGUGCUGGUGAUACUAACAUCUGUGGGGGUAUAGUUCAGUUGUACUGGGAUAGUAUUUUGGGGAGAUGCCUGGAUUUCAACGCACAAGUUCGCCAGACUGCACUUAAGAUUGUGGAGGUAGUGCUGCGACAAGGUCUUGUUCAUCCUAUCACUUGUGUUCCGUACCUUAUAGCACUUGAAACAGAUCCUCAAGAGUCGAACUCGAAGUUGUCACAUCAUUUGCUUAUGAAUAUGAAUGAGAAGUAUCCUGCAUUUUUUGAAAGCCGGCUGGGGGAUGGUCUGCAACUAUCAUUUAUGUUCAUGCAAUCCAUUUGUGGUGUUUCUCCUGAAAAUCUAAACCAAAAACUCCAAUCCAAAACUGCUGGAAAUUCAAAGGGAAAACCUGAAGGUGGCUCGCUUGUGCAAGCAAGGCUUGGAGUUUCCCGAAUUUACAAGCUUAUUCGUGGAAACCGUGCUUCAAGGAACAAAUUUAUGUCUUCAAUUGUGCGUAAAUUUGAUAAUCCAAGCUGGACCAAUUCAGUUGUUCCAUUUUUGAUGUAUUGCACAGAAGUACUUGCUUUGCUGCCAUUUACUAUUCCUGACGAACCCCUUUAUUUGAUUUAUGCUAUAAAUCGGAUAAUACAAGUUAGGGCUGGAGCACUUGAAGCAAAUAUGAAAGGAUUAAUUUUACAUUUGUCGCAAAGAAAUUCCCAGAAGGCAACUCAUGAAAAUGGAGUAUUUCAGCAAGAGCCAGCUCAGCCCGUUCUUAAUCAUUUGGCCAUGAUGGAUUUAAAUAGGAUGAUGCAACAAGAUCCAGUUUCUCAGCCCAAUUCGACUCCUUUGACAUCGUUUGAUUUGAAUGGAACAGUUCAGGAAGAGCCUCAUUUCGUCUUGAAAUCUAGUGCCUCAGGAGAACCAAAGAUGGAUAAGAACUCUGGAGAGACUCUCAGCAUCUCAAAAGAUGAUGUGGAGAAAAUCCAGGUUGAUUGUCUCUGGGCAAUUGCAUUACAACUUCUUUUGAAGCUGAAGAGGCAUCUUAAAAUUGUGUACAGCCUGAAUGAUGCCCGCUGCCAGGCUUUUUCUCCAAAUGAACCCCCGAAACCUGGGGAAGCUCUUUCAAGGCAGAAUAUUCCAUUUGACGUCAGUGAAACAUCUACUAGUGUGCCAUCUACAUACCAAGAUUUGCUACAGAGAUAUCAGGAAUUUAAGAAUGCUUUAAAGGAAGAUGCUGUUGAUUACACCACUUACACCGCAAACAUCAAGAGGAAACGCCCUACCCCUAGAAAGGCAAAAUAUGGACAACGGAUGAAUGGAGAUGAAGAUGAUGAUGAUGAUGACGGAGAGUGGACAGGAGGAGCUCGGCGGCAAAGUGGUGGUGGCGGUGGCGGCAGGAGAGGUAACAGCAAUAGAGCAGGUAGGCAGCGAUGAUGAUAGCUUUUGUAAAUAUGAAAUAGAUAGGCUAACAUGUACAUUACUUAGGAGAGAAAAAAAAAAAGAAAAGGCAAUAGAAUAGCCUGACAUCAAAAGGAAAGAAAUUUCUGGAAACAGAAGAAAGGAGAGGUCUUGUUAUAUAUGAUAGCAGUUGGUUCUGUUUCCACUUUGUAAUUUGUAAUUUGCUCAAAAUAUAUUUUGUGACUACAUUCUUUUCUGUCAAUGAAAUUCACGAUUCUUGCAUUCA
This is a messenger RNA of Jatropha curcas, 6001 nucleotides long. Its product is annotated as PHD finger family protein. Gene Ontology annotation, molecular function: chromatin binding; cohesin loader activity. The record is from RefSeq and is a predicted model, not a curated record. Lineage: Eukaryota; Viridiplantae; Streptophyta; Magnoliopsida; Malpighiales; Euphorbiaceae. Gene Ontology annotation, cellular component: Scc2-Scc4 cohesin loading complex. Gene Ontology annotation, biological process: replication-born double-strand break repair via sister chromatid exchange; chromatin looping; regulation of gene expression.